AUGGAUUACGAAGCGCUUAAGGAUCAAUGGAGUGAUGUGGAGGAUCGUGAUGGUAUCAGGCUCAGUUGGAACACUUUCCCGAGCUCUCGCAUGGAAGCCUCUCGACUGGUUGUCCCCAUUGGCGCCAUCUAUACGCCUCUUAAGGAGAAGCCAGACUCCCCACUGCUUCAAUAUGAGCCUGUUACCUGCAAACAACCCUGCCGGGCUGUGCUCAACCCAUAUGCCACCGUCGACACCCGCGCAAAAGUUUGGAUUUGUCCCUUCUGUUUGAUGCGUAAUCCUCUUCCACCGCACUACAAGGACAUUACAGAGAACACAAUACCCCCGGAGCUCCACCCGCAAAGCACCACAAUCGAGUACCAAUUGGCCCGACCCGCCCCAGCUCCUCCGAUCUUUGUCUAUGUUGUCGACACUUGCCAGGAGGAGGAUAGCCUGCAGGCCCUCCGAGACUCGCUCGUCAUGAGCUUGUCUCUGCUGCCGCCCAAUGCGCUCGUCGGUCUGAUUACCUACGGCACCAUGACCCAAGUCCAUGAGCUUGGCUACGCCGAGUGUGCCAAGUCUUAUGUAUUCCGAGGCAACAAGGACUACAACGCCAAACAGGUUCAGGAGAUGCUGGGCCUCGUUGCUGGCGCCGCGCGCCCUGGCAUGCCCCCUCAGCAGCAACCGCCACGCCCUCCCCUCGGCCCGGCUGCCCGUUUCCUCCUCCCCGUCCAGCAGGCUGAGUUCCAGAUCACCAAUGUCCUCGAGCAAAUGCAACGCGACCCGUGGCCCGUGGCCAACGACAAGCGACCUCUACGCUGCACUGGUGUCGCCCUGAGCGUCGCCGUUGGCUUGCUCGAAUCCAGCUUCCAGAAUGCCGGUGGUCGUAUCAUGGCCUUCCUGAGUGGUGCGGCUACUGAGGGUCCUGGCCACGUUGUUUCGCCUGAGCUGAAGGAGCCCAUCCGUUCGCAUCACGAUAUUGAUCGGGAUAACAUCAAGUACUACAAGAAGGCCGUGAAGUUUUACGAUGCUCUUGCCAAGCGUGCUGCCAACAACGGCCACAUAGUCGACAUCUUUGCCGGCUGUCUCGACCAGGUCGGCCUUUUGGAGAUGAAGAACCUUUCCAACUACACCGGUGGCCACAUGCUCCUAACGGACAGCUUCACCUCGUCUCAAUUCAAGCAAUCUUUCGUCCGGGUAUUCGACAAGGACGCCAACGACAACCUACUGAUGGGCUUCAAUGCCUCUCUGGAGGUCCUGACCACCAAGGAGCUCAAGGUUACUGGUCUUAUUGGUCACGCAAUUUCUCUGAACAAGAAGUCCAGUUCGGUUGGUGAAACGGAAUGCGGUAUUGGAAACACUUGUGCGUGGAAGAUGUGCGGUAUCGAUCCGUCCUCCAGCUACGGUGUUUACUUUGAGAUUGCCAACCAAGGUGGCCCCGCUGCCGUGCAGGCCGGUCCCCAACGGGGCAUGAUGCAGUUCUUGACAUACUACCAGCACUCCUCCGGGCAUUACCACCUGCGUGUGACUACGACCGCACGGCCACUCAGCGGCCCUGCCGGCGACCCCACGCUGGCGCAAUCUUUCGACCAGGAGGCCGCUGCCGUGCUCAUGGCUCGUAUUGCCGUCUUCAAAGCUGAGGUGGAUGAUGGUCCCGAUGUGCUGCGCUGGGUGGACCGCAUGUUGAUUAGACUCUGCUCACGGUUUGCCGACUACCGGAAGGACGACCCAACAUCAUUUAGAUUGGAGAAGAACUUCACUUUGUACCCGCAGUUCAUGUUCCACCUGCGGCGAAGCCAGUUCUUGCAGGUGUUUAACAACUCCCCCGACGAGACUGCUUUCUACCGCCACGUCCUGAAUCACGAGGAUGCCGGUGACUCGCUGGUCAUGAUCCAGCCCACUUUGGACUCGUACUCUCUGGAGCAAGAGGGUAGCCAGCCCGUCCUGCUGGACUCUGCCUCCAUCCAGCCCACGCAUAUUCUUCUCCUCGACACCUUCUUCCACAUCCUCAUCUUCCACGGUGAGACAAUUGCCGAAUGGCGGAAAGCUGGUUACCAGGACCAGGAGGGCUACGAGAACCUCAAGGUGCUCCUGGACCAGCCCAAGGAGGACGCUAGGGAACUCAUUGCCGACCGUUUCCCUCUGCCCCGUUUCAUUGUCUGUGACGCCGGUGGCUCUCAGGCCCGUUUCCUUCUGUCCAAGCUGAACCCGUCGACCACUCACACCACCGGCGGUUAUGGCGGCGGCGUCUCGUCGCAGACCAUCUUCACUGAUGAUGUCUCGCUGCAGACAUUCAUGGAUCACUUGAUGAAGCUGGCGGUAUCUGGUACGAGCUAA
Molecule: messenger RNA, 2316 nt
Organism: Penicillium canariense
Lineage: Eukaryota; Fungi; Ascomycota; Eurotiomycetes; Eurotiales; Aspergillaceae
Gene: sec23
Product: GTPase-activating protein SEC23
Exons: 6
Coding region: 1-2316 (771 amino acids)
Biological process (GO): endoplasmic reticulum to Golgi vesicle-mediated transport; intracellular protein transport; COPII-coated vesicle cargo loading
Cellular component (GO): endoplasmic reticulum exit site; COPII vesicle coat
Molecular function (GO): zinc ion binding; GTPase activator activity
Source: RefSeq, a predicted model, not a curated record